Molecule: messenger RNA, 2489 nt
Organism: Anneissia japonica
Lineage: Eukaryota; Metazoa; Echinodermata; Crinoidea; Comatulida; Comatulidae
Product: cleft lip and palate transmembrane protein 1-like protein
Exons: 14
Cellular component (GO): endomembrane system; membrane
Source: RefSeq, a predicted model, not a curated record
AUGUACUGUAAAAAGGGAAAGUACCGACGACUUCUAGUUAAGCUGUAGAGGGGGCAAGACAAUUUUUCCUGACGAGGGAUCUGUAGAGCAACAUGUUGGUCUACUGCUUAAAUAGGACAGCAUAGUACAGUACCUGCGUCCGUGGCUAUAAUCAUUGCUCUUACAAAAUGGGGACCUGGGGAAAUACAUUCACAUACAUUGUGGUGGGAGUAUUUGUAAUUUAUAUGGCACACACUAUACAAACAAUGUACAGUAUGUUUGUUAUCAAACCGUGCAAUGCCAAGGACCAAUCCAAGUGUCUGCAUCCUCACGUUUCUUCAGGUGAACUGCUGCAGCUAUCUGUAUACACUUCAUUGAAAAGUAAAAUGUCAAAAAGUGAUAAAAGUCUGGCUCCUGUACUUCAAAUUUCUAACUUCAAUACUUCACUAGCAAAUUCAUUCUCAGUUAAUAUAACACUACCUCAGAAGGCAUGUAAACAUGGAGGUUUUGUAGCACAUGUGUUUGUAAAUCCAGUAGGGAAAUCCCCAUUGAAUGAUAAAGAGGCAUGUACAGGUCAAAUGAACUUGACCCAACAUCGACCCCCUAAAGAUGAUGUAUACCAUCUUUUAUCAAAUUCAACUAAUCAGAUUAGCUCAGACAUAAGUCAACCUGUUGCACAUUGGAAACCCACAUUGUAUUUUAGUAUUGUACCGGAUAAAAUUGUUUUUGACAAAGAAAACUUUCCAUAUGAAAUUUACAAAUAUUUCAGAUUUCAGAAAAGUGGAAAGUAUUUACCAAUCCUGUAUAUAAAUGAACUUGCAGUAAAAUAUUCAGAUUUAGUGUUGUUGAAUUCAUCUACAUGUGAGAUGCCAUUAACAGUAGAGUAUUUGCCUAUAUCCGUUGGCAAACUCAGGCUAUUUACAAAUCUUGAAAAGUCUGUGGAAAUGAUGAAGGAGUUAGGUAAGUAAUGCCAACAUUGUUUAAUGCAAGUAAGUCACAAAUCUGUACAAUUAUGAUAGUUCUUAUGUAUAUAUAUUUUAUUAUGUUGUCACAAUCUACAGGGGCUAUUUGACGUCCUAGCAUUUAAAAAUGAUAUUAGUUAUUGGAGAAAUCGAGACAAGAUCACAGGAAUGUCAACAAGCACAGUAUUGUGGUGUGGUUUCAGUCAAGUUGUUAUCUUUUUCUAUCUUAUGGAUGAAGAUACUAGUUUACUAGUUCUUGUACCAGCUGGGAUUGGUGCUCUUAUUGAGAUCUGGAAGAUAAAGAAGGCGUUCAAACUGACAUUCUCAAUGUCGGGCUACAGACCAACUAUCAACAAAGGCACAUGCAGUGAGGAAGAGAAGGCCACCAGUACCAUCAACAACCAAGCAAUGGUCUACCUAUCCUACAUUCUAGCGCCUAUAUGUAUAGGAGUUGCGGUCUAUUCAUUGCUCUAUGUAUCAUACAAAAGCUGGUAUUCUUGGGUUAUACACAGUCUAGCUAAUGGUGUCUAUGCUUUUGGAUUUCUCUUCAUGUUGCCUCAGCUUUUUGUAAAUUAUAAGCUCAAAUCUGUUUCUCAUCUACCAUGGCGAGUAUUUAUGUAUAAGGCUUUGAAUACAUUUAUUGAUGACCUGUUUGCAUUUGUCAUCACCAUGCCAACAACUCAUCGAAUGGCAUGUUUUAGAGAUGAUGUAGUGUUUGUAAUCUACCUGUACCAGAGAUGGUUAUAUCCAGUGGACAAAAGUAGGAAGAAUGAGUAUGGCAUUUCGUACGAAAAUGAAGACACAAAGAAACAUAAGAAUAAGAAGACGAAAAAGGAAUAAAGUUUUAAAUUUCAUUUUCCAAUAUGGAUUUCUGCAGAAGGGGUACAGAAACCUUCACCUAAGCUAGUAAUUUUGUCACGGAACACUGCUCUGAAAAAAACAUUUUUAGUAGUUUUAGAGUGCAAUUUCCGGGCGUCUAGGGUAAAUAUCAUAAAUUUGUCCAUGGAUUUGAUGCCCGUCCUAUCAGAACCUAGGUUUGGGGUUGAGCAACAGAAAUUUUAUUUGGCCUCAUCAAUACUUCAACCAUCUAGAAAACUACACAAAUUUUCUGUAUUUUUACGGCACUCCACAAUCGCGAUUUUUAAACUGUUUCUAAAUGCCUUGAAAUAAACACAAAGAACAGGGGUGGAUUAAGACUUUUCAAAGGGGGUUGUGGCACAACAUUGAUCUGCAUUUAUUUUUUUUAAAUUUAGUAGCAAAACGGGGGGUUGGGGCACAUGCCCCUGUGCCCUUACUGGCUGCAGGACUACGAACCAGAUCGCAAAAGGCAACCAUCUUAUUUUGAGACCUAAUUUUGAACUUCUACAACUUUCAGCCUAAUUACCCUAUUAUUUUUAACUCCCUUCCCUCGAAUAUCCAACUGCUACAAUACACUCCUUCACAUUUCUCAAAAGCUACCAUAUUUUUCAAUGAUCUUUUUACAUUUCUUACUUUUCCUCUGUUCAGAAUAAAUGAAAGCAAUAAUUAUUAAUUAUUGUAAAUUAAUUU